AUGGUCAAGGACACGAAAUUCUACGACACCCUGGGCGUCGCUCCUGACGCUUCCGAGGCUCAACUCAAGUCGGCAUACCGCAAGGGCGCUCUCAAAUUCCACCCUGACAAGAACCCCUCGCCAGAGGCCGCCGAAAAGUUUAAGGAGCUGUCACACGCAUACGAAAUUUUGGCCGACUCAGAAAAGCGCCAACUGUACGAUCAAUAUGGUGAAGAUGGACUGGAACAAGGCGGUAUGGGCGGUGGCAUGAACGCUGAGGAUCUGUUCUCGCAGUUCUUCGGCGGCGGUGGUGGUGGCUUCGGUGGCAUGUUCGGCGGUGGCAUGGGUCGUGAGACCGGUCCUAAGAAGGCUCGCACCAUUCACCACGUUCACAAGGUCUCGCUCGAGGACAUGUACAAGGGCAAGAUCUCCAAGCUCGCCCUGCAAAAGUCUGUCUUGUGUCCCAAGUGUGAUGGUCGUGGUGGCAAGGAGGGUGCCGUCAAGACUUGCACAGGCUGCAAUGGUCAGGGUAUGAAGAUGAUGAUGCGUCAGAUGGGUCCCAUGAUCCAGCGCUUCCAGACUGUCUGCCCCGACUGCAACGGAGAGGGCGAGAUUGUCCGCGAGAAGGACCGCUGCAAGCAGUGCCACGGAAAGAAGACCACAGUUGAGCGCAAGGUGCUGCACGUCCACGUCGACAAGGGUGUCCAGAGCGGUACCAAGAUCGACUUCCGCGGCGAGGGUGACCAAAUGCCUGGCGUUGAACCUGGUGAUGUUCAGUUCGAGAUUGAGCAGAAGCCUCACCCUCGCUUCCAGCGCAAGGGUGACGACCUCUUCUACCAAGCCGAGAUUGAUCUGUUGACUGCUCUUGCUGGUGGCGCCAUCUACAUUGAGCACCUCGACGACAGAUGGCUUACUGUUGAGAUCAAGCCCGGCGAGGUUAUUUCUCCCGGUGAGAUCAAGGUCAUCAGAGGUCAGGGUAUGCCCUCUUACAGACACCACGACUUCGGCAACCUUUACAUCCAGUUCGACGUCAAGUUCCCCGAGGUCUUGACCAGCGCCGACGGACAACCCAUGACCGAUGAACAGAAGGCUGCUCUCGAGAGUGUCCUGCCUCCUCGCUCGCCUCAGAACGUUCCUCCUCCGGAUGCCAUGACUGAAGACUUCUCGCUCGACAAGGUUGACUCGAACCGCGAGGGUGCACGCGCACAACGUGCUGCCAUGGGCGAUGAUGAAGACGAUGAGAUGCACGGCGCAGGUGGCGAGAGAGUCCAGUGUGCUUCUCAGUAA
Messenger RNA from Aureobasidium melanogenum CBS 110374, 1266 nucleotides. RefSeq lists its product as uncharacterized. Bases 1 to 1266 code for a protein of 421 amino acids. The record is from RefSeq and is a predicted model, not a curated record. Gene Ontology annotation, biological process: protein refolding; response to heat. The transcript is spliced from 3 exons. Gene Ontology annotation, cellular component: cytosol; cytoplasm; nucleus. Gene Ontology annotation, molecular function: Hsp70 protein binding; ATP binding. Lineage: Eukaryota; Fungi; Ascomycota; Dothideomycetes; Dothideales; Saccotheciaceae.